AUGAACUAUACAGACGUCAAGACGACUACGCUUCAUUUCGAUCAGUUGAAUUUGAUCGAUAAACUAUCUAUUCUUGCACCUUAUAAACUCUAUAACCCAAGCAACUUCAUUAAUCGUCAGAUCAAUUAUGAAAUAAUCUCCUUCGUGUUACUUAUUAGCAUUGCAUUGAGUUGUGCGGUGGUGGGAGCAUAUACUACAAUCAGUAAGCCUGUGAAUGCACUUGAUCCCAACGAAGAUAUGCAAUCAAAGUGGGAUUGUACAGACAAUGACAAUUGUAAUUACUACAAGGCAACAAAUAGCGACCUUGAGUUGCUCAAUAUUGAGUCUAUUGGAUGGAAACAUGCUUUAAGCUUGCCUUUGAUAGGUUCCGUUGUAUUGUACGGCUUAUACUACGGGUUAACGCGUUUUGACAAGGAUAGCCUUAUGGUGGGCUUAAACUGGUACAUUUUAGGAAUGAGUGUGUUUCCCAACUAUCUUACGUAUCAUUACUUGUUGACUGUCUUUACGAGAAAAAUUCAGAAUUGUUUCAAACUUCAACCAAUUUUUCAGAGGUACAGAAUGACAUUAUCGAAGGACGUCGACAAUUUUCCAUUGGGUGUGGUUGAACCUAUCGACAAGACCAAAUUCAAAAAGGUGUUGCGUCAUUUGAGAAAUGUUGGAGUGAAGGUUAUCAAACCAAACUUGAUUAAGACAGAAAACCAACUCAUUAAUUGCUUCUUUGAUUUAAAGAUUUUAGUCAUUCUUCCCGUCAGUAUAUUUACUAGUUUUGGGUUCUUCAAAUUCAACCCAAUCUUGAAUUCUCAGUACCCAUUAAGUCAAACCAAUUGGAUGAUCUCUGAUAUUUUAAGUAUCAACUUUGCUAUCUUUGGAAUAAAUCAUACAAGGAUCUCUAGUUUUAGAGUUGCAUUUAUAUUGUUAGUUGGGUUGUUUAUUUAUGAUAUUUACUUUGUUUUUGGUACAAAAGUCAUGGUUACUGUUGCUACUGGCUUAGAUAUCCCAAUCAAAGUCCUUAUUCCACGCAGUCCUGCUAUUUAUUCCAGCAAUGUGUUUGUUGACUUGUACGAAGUAUUAACUGACUCUCGUCAUUGGGAUACCCCAAUGUCCAUACUUGGACUUGGGGAUAUCGUCAUCCCAGGUGCAUUUGUCGCAUUAUGUCUCAGAUACGACUUAUUCAAGCAUCACGAAGCUAAUAGAAAGUCAUUUCACCAUUUGCAAAGCUAUCCUAAGCCAUAUUUUGUUGUCAGUAUUAUUUCAUACUUCGUUGGAUUAUUAUUGACCGUCUCAGUCUUGUAUGUGUACCAGGUAGGUCAGCCUGCCUUAUUGUACAUAGUACCAUGCUUGAUUUUAGGUGUUUCCUUAUUGAGCUUGAUCAGAGGUGAAUUUGGCCAAAUCUUGAACUACAACGAAGAUAUCGAAGAACCUACCGAAGAAGAACCUGAAGAUCAGAACUCAGAUCAGGACCCAGAAGAUGAAGACAGCGAAUACUCGGUUGGCGACGAUUCAGAGUGGGAAAGAUUAGUGGAAGAAAAAAUGGAGAUCGAUGAAGAUUUCGAGGAAACUGACUUAGACGAAAUAGACCUCUUGAUUGCAGACCAAUCAAACCCAAUCCAGGUUCCCAUAACAUAUGAAUUCGAGUCUGAAGACGACGACGACACUUUCAUUAUCGUGUCCGAUGAGUCAUCUGACUCCGAAGAAGAAUCCAGUGACGAAGACGAUGCCUCCGUCAGCCAAUCUGACGAAGAAUAA
Messenger RNA from Debaryomyces tyrocola, 1746 nucleotides. Lineage: Eukaryota; Fungi; Ascomycota; Pichiomycetes; Serinales; Debaryomycetaceae. The record is from the annotation of a GenBank genome assembly.